Messenger RNA from Nasonia vitripennis (jewel wasp), 1537 nucleotides. RefSeq names its product RING-box protein 2 (gene Roc2). Gene Ontology annotation, cellular component: nucleus; Cul5-RING ubiquitin ligase complex. The transcript is spliced from 2 exons. The record is from RefSeq and is a predicted model, not a curated record. Lineage: Eukaryota; Metazoa; Arthropoda; Insecta; Hymenoptera; Pteromalidae. Bases 382 to 717 code for a protein of 111 amino acids. Gene Ontology annotation, biological process: ubiquitin-dependent protein catabolic process; protein ubiquitination. Gene Ontology annotation, molecular function: ubiquitin protein ligase activity; zinc ion binding; cullin family protein binding.
CAGAGCUGCUACUUGUAUGUACCUAUGUAUGUUUAAAGUCCGUUUUGUGAAGUUAAAAGCAACAGUCAACUGUAAAUCAAUAUUACUCAUUGAUAAAGAAACAUAAUUAUAUUUUUAUUGAUUAUUUUUUAUAUUUAUUGUUCGAAAUUUGAAAAAUCUAAAGUUUUUCAACAACUAACAAAUUGCCGUCCAUGAUCGCAUGUUCCGUCGUUCGCAAAAUAAAUUCGCAUGCUACAUCAGAGCGUCAGUAAGUAUAGGUAUGCGGUCAGUCGCUCACGAGUUGUUUUGAAGCGAGAGCAUAUAACAUAGCGAGCAUCGCUAGCUCUUUUGAGGUUAUCAGCAGUGCACAAAGACAGUUUGCUACUUACAAUCAACGUAAAUAUGGGUGAUACCGAGCAAGAAAAUACAGAUCGUGGUGAUGGGGAUAAUAAUAAAAAUGAUAAACUAUUCACGUUAAAAAAGUGGAAUGCUGUUGCCAUGUGGAGUUGGGAUGUCGAGUGCGACACUUGUGCGAUUUGCCGCGUCCAAGUCAUGGACGCCUGUCUCCGUUGUCAAGCCGAGAGUAAAAAGGAUUUUUACGGCAAGCAGGACUGUGUGGUCGUUUGGGGCGAGUGCAAUCACUCCUUUCACUACUGCUGCAUGUCUCUAUGGGUCAAGCAAAACAAUCGCUGUCCACUUUGUCAACAGGAAUGGUCCAUUCAGCGAAUGGGCAAAUAGCCAAUUUAUCCACAUCAUCUUAUUUGCUUUUUAUUUCUUUUGAUGUGUACGUAUAAGAAGGUGCGCGGAGUAUUGCGAUUAUGUGUUUUAUCGUGGGGUGAGCUUUUGUGAUGUGCUCAUAUUAUAUACCAAUAAGCCCUUUUUGAAGUAUUUUAUUAAUCUGGUUUUUAAGAAGUAAUAGUUUGUAUAACAUUUGGAAUCAUCAUAAUUAUUAUGAUUAUUUUUAACGAUUUAGUACUUCGCAUUUCUUUGUUAACUCGAGAUUUUCCUUUUAAGUUGCGCUGGUGGCAAUUAUAAAGCUUGUGAUACGCGGAUUUUCUAAUGCGUUGAUAAAGUCGCUUCUUUUUAAAUUGAAAACAAUAGUGAGACCUUUACAAUAUUCUUGAAAAUAAUAAUCUGUAUUACUGAAUUUGUAUUAAGUGAAAACAUAUAUUAUUAUAUUAUGUAUUUUAAUUCGAAAAUUCGCGAAACAUCACGAAAAUAAAUUAAAAAACAACCUCAUGAGAAAGUCGUAAUACAUUUGUAAUUAUAUAACGUAUUAUUGUACAAUAUGAUAUCUUGACCACAUUCUCACAAGUCAUGUCCUCUUUCCAUUGCCAAUGAAUCUACAACUUAUGUAUAUGUAUAACGCCUUUUUCAUCUUCUUAGAAGAUGUUUCGUCAGAUUUUGUCUUUCGGCGGAUGGUGACUCUGCCAAGCGAAAUAUAACCGCACAAGAAACCAAUAUUUACGCUUGCUUUGUAGAAAUCCAUGCUUGUGUCGAAUAAAGUGUUGUGUAUCUUUCACCUGCGUUUAAAAAUACAUUUUCGCAAGGAAUUAAA